Molecule: messenger RNA, 2713 nt
Organism: Fopius arisanus
Lineage: Eukaryota; Metazoa; Arthropoda; Insecta; Hymenoptera; Braconidae
Exons: 5
Coding region: 913-2319 (468 amino acids)
Source: RefSeq, a predicted model, not a curated record
ACAGAAUUUCAAAAGAAAUCGUUCAACUAGUUUUGUCCAGACGUUUUUAAUUUCUUUGGAAGUUAAAAGAAAUUAUGCAGUAACUGAUGAUUUUCUGUACUGAUCCCUUAUUAUUCCUCGAAUUAUUGAGAAAUAUAAUAAUUUUCGAUCAGAAGAUCGGUUUUUCACUGGAUAUAAUAUCGACCAACCGUUUAAGAGGUGCAACAGCGCAUGAUCGGUAUCUUGUGCACCGAAUUUCGCAUUUUCUUCCCGCAGUCAAUUGAAACAUUUGACGGAGUAUAUAUCUUCCCGGCAGCAACAAAAAUACUUCCUAUUAAUGAAGAAAGAAUUACUCAAACAAUCUUUCAAAACUCACUCCAGUGGUCUCCAAUUACUCCCUAAAAUGUGAAAAAAGCUUGAUCGAUUCCUCCGAUUUAUCCCCUUAUUUUUCAUAUUUUUCUUCUUAUAUUCUUGUUCAUAGGGAAAGUGAACUUUUCAGUGGAAAAUAAUAAAAGAGUGGAGUUUUCCAAUAGCAGCGGAUGUGUAAAGCCAUUCACAUGACAGAAGUCCGAAAAAUGAUAAAUGAGUUAAAUAUAAACCAGCGGUAGGAGAAAGACUGAAAAGUCAUUGGACUCGCGGCUCCAACUCGAGGGGCUAAACUGACGCAUAAUGUUUUCGUCGAAACCAGAAUAGAAAUGAGAGCGACAUAGCAACGUUGAGAGAUAUACUUAAACGGAUCUCAAUCUCAUGGCGAACAUACGAGAGUCACUCAGGCUAACCCAGGGCUAAAAUGUUAAGCGAAUUUUCAACGGUGUCUCCGAGUGCCCAUAAACAAUUGUGAAUGCAAUAACUGCAGGCGUCUUAAAUUAGAUCAUAAAUUUAUCCCAUUGAAAUAGACAAAGUUGUGUUGACUGUUAUCACAAGCAUAUCCAGAUGUCCAGGAACACGUGGUUUUUUUUCACCCUGAUCAUAUCGCCGAUCAUACAUUUGUCACAAGUUGCCUCGCAAUGCGGCGGGUUCGCUAUCAAACGAGACGACAAAUUAGUCCUCUACAGAAUUACCCUCAAUACGUAUUGGACGCGUAUCAGAUUUCCCAAGCAUUAUCCAGACCAGAGGGUCCCGCAAUUUGGAAAGCUCAUCGGUCGAACGCACGAUAGAACGUACUCGUUGUACCGUUUGGGGACUCGAUUGAACGCCGGAAUAACUCAGUACAUUGAGACGGGAGAAACUCGGGGGCUAGCCAGUGAAGGAAACAGUCCUAGUGUACUGGAUUCAUUCACAGGAUCGGCAAUAACUCGGGGUGAGGGUACUAGUACAACGAGGGCAUUCCUGGAUAGCAAUCAUACAGUUGUAAGUGCAGUGGCUCGAAUAAUCCCAAGUCCUGAUUGGUUCGUUGGAGUCGAUUCCUUUCAGUUGUGCAUCGAUGGAGAUUGGAUUGAUUCCGUCACCGUCGAGCUUGACCCACUGGAUGCUGGAACGAAUGAAGGUCUGACAUUCACAUCUUUGAUGCAAAGAACUUGGCCGCAGAGCCUCGCUUAUAGAAUAACUUCCAGAUAUCCCGGCCAUCCAGCAGCUAGCUUUAAUUAUCCUAAUCUACCGCGAUUGCCACCCAUUGCUACCCUUACAUUCACCAAGUUGAAGGAGUACACAUUGGCCAAGGUCUACCUCGAGGAAGAUGUUGAAAUGGAGUUCGUCAGCAUUGAUGGAGAUUCAUCGCGUUAUUUCCCUGUGAACGAACCCAAGGCUUCCAAGGGGUAUAGAUCACCCUCUUCUGGAGCAGAUGCAGCAGAUCAGAGAUACGGAUACUGGACAAAUAGCACUCAGAACGCAAUAGGGAAUAAUGAUGAAAAUGCCAAGACAGCGAUAAUUGAUGGGAUAGUGGCCUCUUACAAUUUUCUCCAUGAUAAGAGAAUCAAGGAGAAUGGUCUUGAGGGUCAAUCAAGAGGAGCAAAUGGAACUCCAAGAGAGAGUAGAAGACCUCAGGGUGGAUUUGUGGGCUCGGUUGAUCGAAAUUCCAGUAAAUUAGGAUGGCCAAGUGGAUUGUUCUACUCAAACCGCCGGGAUAACCAUCGAUUACAAAUAAAAAAUCGACGUUUUCACACUGAAAGAAAAAUGAAGAAACAACGGUCACCUAGAGACUGCAAAAUCAGUGAUUGGAGUGCUUGGAGUGCCUGUAGUCGGAGUUGCGGAGUGGGUGAGACCCAGAGGCUCCGAAAAAUCAUCGUCAAAGCGCGACGAGGGGGAAAACCCUGUCACUCCCUAAAGGAAACUAAAUGGUGUGGAAGCGCUGCCCCUUGUACCGAUAGUCAUAAGCAGAUCGAUCAUUUUUAUGCCAAUUGAUUUACUCUUGCCAGAUAAUAAUACCAACUACUCGUAAUUCAGUAGCAAAAUGCGAAAACUUUCGGUUUAAGGAGAAAACAAUAAAAUAUUUUUUUUUGCCGGAAAUGUAAUCAGUUGCAAGAAAGUUUUUUUUUUUUGUUUUUGUUUCAAAUCGACAGUUGACAAUGUAAUCGAUAACUAGCUAAAAGAUAAAGUGCAACAUGUCAAUUUGAGCCAUAACGAAAUUUGUUUCUGUAGUUCUAUGGGAUUGAAUAAUUUUUGAGACCAACUGAUAUUUAAUUUUGAAAAAACUGUAACACUACCGAGUAGUUGUCUCAACAUUGAGAAAAUCCAAGGGAAGAAUCACUGUAUCAAUCAAUUAAUUAGAGUAAAAUAUAAGAAUUCCAAUAUAAAA